Molecule: messenger RNA, 6721 nt
Organism: Gasterosteus aculeatus aculeatus (three-spined stickleback)
Lineage: Eukaryota; Metazoa; Chordata; Actinopteri; Perciformes; Gasterosteidae
Gene: elavl3
Product: ELAV like neuron-specific RNA binding protein 3
Cellular component (GO): ribonucleoprotein complex
Molecular function (GO): RNA binding
Source: RefSeq, a predicted model, not a curated record
AUCAGCGGCGUGCUCUGCCAGCCAGGAGGACGCAUAAAAGAAGAACAUUGCAGCAGAGGCACAGAAGGAGACUGCGAGAGGAGCAGGGAAUUACACACAAACACAGCAGAACCAGAACACCCUCCCCUGGACACACCCUGCUGAGGAUCACUGCUUCUCUUUUUUUUCUAAAACCAUCGCCCACGCCACUCGGAGAGAACGCUCUCCCUCACCAUCAUCCAGUAGAAAACCCCUUUCUCCUCAUUUUCAUCCUAUAGAGGACACCUACAAUCUCAGAGGGCUGAGAAUCCCUGGCGAACACUGUAUUUUUUUCCUUUUUUUCUUUUUUUUUCUUUUCAUUUGGACUCGUGACAGAACACAAGGGCCAUACAAUUUAAAGGCUGAAGAUCAUAGCUAGAGACUCAGCCUCCAGCUUCCAGACCAGCGCAAAGAAGGACCUAGAUUUCUUUCAUUGUACGUCAAGAAUGGUUACUCAGAUAAUCAGCACCAUGGAAACCCAGGUGUCCAACGGUCCGAGCGGAACCAGUCUGCCCAACGGUCCAGUCAUUAGCUCCAACGGCGCCACAGACGACAGCAAAACCAACCUGAUCGUCAACUAUCUGCCUCAGAACAUGACCCAGGAGGAGUUUAAAAGUUUGUUUGGUAGCAUCGGAGAGAUCGAGUCCUGCAAGCUUGUCAGAGACAAGAUAACAGGUCAGAGUUUGGGAUAUGGCUUUGUAAACUAUGUGGAUCCAAAUGACGCAGAUAAGGCCAUCAACACACUCAACGGUCUAAAACUGCAGACUAAAACAAUCAAGGUAUCGUAUGCCCGGCCGAGCUCGGCCUCUAUCCGCGAUGCCAACCUUUACGUGAGUGGACUCCCAAAAACCAUGAGCCAGAAGGACAUGGAGCAGCUGUUCUCCCAAUACGGUCGCAUCAUCACGUCCCGCAUCUUAGUGGACCAAGUCACAGGCAUAUCCCGAGGAGUGGGCUUCAUCCGGUUUGACAAGCGAAACGAGGCCGAGGAGGCCAUCAAAGGUCUGAACGGGCAGAAGCCGCUGGGCGCCGCCGAGCCCAUCACUGUCAAGUUCGCCAACAACCCCAGCCAGAAGACGGGCCAGGCCCUGCUGACUCAGCUGUACCAGACGGCCGCCCGCCGCUACACGGGGCCCCUGCACCACCAGACUCAGCGUUUCAGCAUGAUCCCUUCACUUGGAAAGGGACCAGAUCCAAAUAACAGCUCAAAACCAAUACUCGACAAUUUACUAAACGCCAGCUACGGAGUCAAGAGCUCUCCUACUCUCUUCCCCAGAUUCUCCCCCAUCACCAUCGACAGCAUGACCAGCCUGGCCGGGGUCAACCUCACCGGGCCGACCGGAGCCGGCUGGUGCAUCUUCGUGUACAACCUGUCCCCCGAGGCGGACGAGAGCGUCCUGUGGCAGCUCUUCGGGCCCUUCGGCGCCGUCACCAACGUCAAGGUCAUCCGCGACUUCACCACCAACAAAUGUAAGGGCUUCGGCUUCGUCACCAUGACCAACUACGACGAGGCCGCCAUGGCGAUCGCGAGCCUCAACGGCUACCGCCUGGGCGACCGCGUGCUGCAGGUUUCCUUCAAGACCAGCAAGCAGCACAAGGCCUGAGCGAGCGAGCGUGAGCGAGAGAGAGAGAGAGAGAGAGAGAGAGCGAAAGAGAGAGAGAGAGAGAGAGGCGGCUGGCGGCAGCUUCUUCCACCUGCGGGGAGCCGAACCCGAGCUCCCUGCGCCAUCACUCUCUACGGGCCUGGACUGAGUCUCUCUGUGACACCUUCACACACAUCAGAUCUAUAGUAUAACACCACGAACAUGCAGAUACACGCAGACACGCACAGACAUGAGCAAACAUUCCCAUACGCGCGAGCCCACACGAGUCAGAGUAUCAAACGAACACACUAGAGGAGUUUUUUUUCUUUUUUUUCUUUACACAACAUGCUAGUCCUUCCCUGUAUUUGCCUGGAUUGAAUUAGAAGGGGGUACGUAGCUGGUUUGUUGGGUUAGGGGCAAGAGCUAUCUAUUUAGGAGACAGUCUAACGAAUGUGACAGAGAAUGUGUACUGACUGCUUUGAUUGAAUUCAGGCAAAUAAUGACAACUGUUGAACAAAACGAUCAAAAAAAAAGAAAUUUAAUGAACGAAUAUGUGCAAUUUACCCAAACUCUUACCCCGCCAUCUCUCCUAUUAUCCUGCUGGAGAGGAUGUAGUCACUUUUUUUACACUUGGGCAUUUUGAAUCAGCGAUUUUUUUAGAUCAAAGAAAAUGAAAUUAAAAAAACAGUGUUCUCUUAUAUACGUCUAUUAAAAUAUAACUAUAUAUUCAAUAUUUAAGGUGGUUAUAAUAGCCGAGUAUGUAAGCAUUUUCUAGAAACUUUGACUACUGUUUCCUGACCUGAAUUAGGUGGUGCCUAGCGUGAAGGCAGUUCCUCUACCCUGCGUGAGCUUGUUAGCACAGACCCAAUAAGAUUUAGGUGAACCGACGAAUACCGGUCACAGAAAAGAGAAGCCAUCAGAAUCCCCUCACACCGACCCGACGUCACGAGCACGCGGCUCCAUAACGAGAAGAUAUAUUUAGUCCACAAAAAACAUUUAAAAACAUUUCCUUUAUUUCCUCGCGUCCAUCCUCGGGACGGGUUCAAGCAGAGCGUCUGUGAACUCGGAGCGGAGCGGCGGUGCUCCCGUAGCGACGGCGCUCAUUAGCAAAUCUCUGGUGGGCCAGAUGGGGGAAACCGUCUCACCAUAACACGGAAAAAGGAAAAUACCGGUGUUUUUAUACACUUUUCUUGCAUCAUCAUUUUUCACUGCACCUGUUUUGUAUUAGUGAUACUCACAGGCCAUUCGUCCUUGGCUUGGUCGGCCACCAUCCGGCGUGAAAUCCCUUUAACUGAAAGGUGUGAAGAGGUCAAGAGAGGAAAAAGCAAACAACACAUCCAAAAGUUCAUCUUCAUUCAGACGAAUGGAGGCAGGAACCAACCACACACCCCACGGACUGAGCUACACAGGAGAAAACAACACAGAUGGGAAAAAACUCAAGAGCACCGGUAUUAUUCUUCUGUCCGGUGCAGCGGAAAAAACAGCUCCCCCAAAAUAAUGAGGUGAAAAUGUCCAACCAUCCACUCGCAAUCACAUGCAAAGAGCCCAUUAAGAGGAAUUCGGUUCCAAAUGACUGGACGUUUAAAACUGACUCAGAGUCUCGUGUGUGACCGACGACAUCGGGCAACGUUAAAAUGACUGCCGACCCCCUCGAAGGAGAAAGAUGACCAGUUCCUCCCGCGUUGUCAAAUGCUCCUCAACUUGACCUAAAAGACACUUUGACCUGCUGCCCUCUGAAGAGAUGACUGUACAACAUCAAGCCUGCAAAUAAGCGUUAUAAUAAUCCUUCUGUUUACAACAGAGAGGUAUUUAUUUAUUUGCUUCAGAUCUGUUUGGCACCUAAAACAAAAAUAGCAUUUCUCAAAAUAGCCCGAACCCAGUUGCAGGAAAAUGAUUAACGGCACCCCGGAUGAAACGUUGAGGCCAACCUGUCUAGAUCGACCACGGGAAGAGCUGAUGUCUUUCAAUAUCGAGACAUCCGCACAUGAUAAUAGAUUCAAAUAACGUCAGCUAUAUUCAAGACACUUUUUGCUUUUGCUUUUCUAAAUGACGCUGUGUUAGCCAAAGAGGACGAUCUCUUUGAAAGGAUUACAUUAGAGAUAAAUCUAUUUUUAUACAUACAAAGGACGAAGACCUUCUGCUGAAUUUUUACAGAUUCUUAAGCUUGGAAAAAAUUGGGACAUCGCACGGCUUUAUUUUAAACCCUCUGCUCUUCGCAGAGCAAGGGGGAAUAAGCAUGCGGUGUAUGGGUGGGGAUUUAGGGAAGGGGCGGAGGAACGUUGUAUCUCGUACAAACUUAACCAUAUCACAUUGAUUGAAACAAACUAAACAGAAAAAAAACAAUUGAUGUAAAAAAAACGCAAAAACGACAGUAAAAGGAAACAGUCGGGGGACACGACCCGACGCUGGAGAGCUUAGGCGCACUCAUCUCUCGUCCCGAAGUUGUGUACAGUGUUGCUUCAACGAUGGUGCAGUGACAUAAAGUUCUUUGACUUGACGAAUCCCAGAUUAAGCUGCAGUGACACCGGAAAAUUGCUCAGCUGAAAAACCCAAUAGCUGCUUGCAAAUACAAAAAGGUAAAAAAGCAGAUUCAAUCCGUUAUGCAGAAUUGUAAUGAACACUAAGCAUGAUCGUUAUGAUUAGAUUAGAUUUGAUUUUUGCCAAAGAAUUGCUUUGCAAGUCAGUACCAAGAUGGAUAAAUUAAGUCUAACUGUAUUAUUCCCUGAGUAAUUGCUGUACAAAUCUAUGUUAUUUAUUGAAAUAGGACCCUCUACAAUUUCAGUUAUCAUUACGUUUGAAUACUUAAGUUGCACAUAUCAGUUUGUAAAUCCUAUAAACGCCAAAUGCUCAAAUGAAACAGUUGCAAGUCAUCCCAUUUGCACACAUUUCAUUCACAACCCGAAUAUUAAAAUAAAAAGGCAUAUCAUAAAAGAAUCGGAUUCGUCCAUAUAACGUAUUCCCCCACAGCAUUUACAUCAUCUGCUUUGUCUCGUGACCAAUUUGAUCCUUUAAAGCAUUGCACCACUUACUCUGGCAUCUUUCCAUCUGACUUUUACUGUUUCAUCCUCGAAAUACUCUGAAUGAUUGCUGCUGGCGUUUCCAGAGUUGACCACAUAAAAAGGACUAAUCCAGCUAUUUUGGGUCGAGCGACUUGCAGGAGACGGGCGUCGCAGGGCCGAGCACUCGGUCAGACCAGUGAUAGACGUUAGGAACGAGCGAGAUAACAACGUUGAGCUGCAGCUGGAGGCCGCGUCCGAUGUCGUACAGUCGACCAAAACGACCUGUCGUACACCAGAUGUACAGUAGAGAGCCGAGGACCACGGCAGGAAACAGUACUACACUGCUUGAGCAACACCAAUUAUCAUUUAAAGAGAGAAAAAAAAAACUUUCCUAUGGAACAGUAAGUGCAAUGUGCUUUGUUUUUAUAUUGACUGAGAACAAAUGAUAUAUAUUUUUAAAAAAAGAAAUUAAACGUCACACGGAAAAGGUUUGCGGGACGGUGAAAGGAGCAGAGGUUCAGACAAAAACAUUCGAAGAGCAGACUCAUUGAGAGGAUGGAGCGAGCAAUGAGAGGUCUGAUCUGUCAAUUUUCAUAAUCACUUCCACAGCCCCUAAUUUGUGCUCCGACCACGCGAAGCUCAAGCAAACUGCAUAUUUGGCCUAACAGAGCAAUUCUCCACGACCUUGAAAGGAAUACUGUCUAAUAUAUCAUCAGUUUUAGCCCAUGUCAAUUUCAAUUAUCAUUUUUUUUUAAUGUAAUUUAUUGAUUUCAUUUCCAUAUCAGACUCACUUGUUAAAUUAGCGUAUUUGUGUUGUUGAUGUUGCCAUAGAGAACACACAUGGGUCAAAGCUUCUGUUUGGUUGCAUUGAUUGGGUAAAGUUUGUUAUUUUUCUUCCAUUAUUUAAUUAGUUGCAGUUUUUACGGUGUAUGCAGAUUUUAGACUUAGUUAGAUUUUUUUAUUUCAAUCAAAUGUGUUCAAUUGUGUUUGUAAAAGUCUGUGGUAGCUUUUGUUGCAACAUAAAAUAAUUUAAACAGAAAAAAUUCAAAAUAGCGCCAACAAACUUGUAUUAUUUGGGCGACUUUAAGCUUGUAGUUUUAACUUAUUGUUAACUUAAAAACUAUUUAUUAUGAUUAUUAUUAUUGCCUCGUAUAAAGUAUGUUUUGUGUAUAUUUAUGGUUUAUUUCAUUAUAUUUGCAAGUUUAAAAGAUUUUAAGUUUGCCAAAAUUGUGGUUACACCAUUUUGUUUCUUAAAAAGGGGGACAAAUAGCAAAACAGCUUUAGAAGUACGAUUUGGAAACGUUCUCCAUAGUCAAAGAAUGCACUGCUAUAUUUAACUAAUUGAAGUGUAUAAACAUACAUGCUGUGUGCUAGAUGUUAUGCCUUUACUGCCUGUGUUCUGUUUGUCUUGUUCAAUGAAAAUCUUUUUAAUUAUUUAAUCUAAUCACAGUCUUGUUUUUUCAACCACUCUGUGGCCCCCCGGAGACGCGGGACAACCCCUGCAAGCGAUGCUUUGGGCCCAUUCGAGGGUCCAGCAACUAAGGGGAUGUCCUGGCUUUAAUUAGCUCGCAAGAAGCUUUCCUGUUUAUGCUGAUUGGUUGACUUAUGGGGGGGGAAAAAAAAGAUUUUAUGGGCUCUAUUUCUGCAAAAAGCAUCUGUCAAUUUGUGCAAUUGGAACAAAGAGCUCCGGUAAAAUGUUAAGAGCUCAGAACAAGCUGCAGGAAGGUUUUCUUGGGGGUCUCUAGGGUAGUGAAGGGGUGAGUGGUCCUUCUGUUUUUCAACCAACUGUAUUUUGUGUCUAUUUAUUUAGAAGAGGGGACGCAGUAACUUAGUGAUGUUUUUCUUACAUUUUCCUGGAAUGGUAGAACAAAUCAAAAGGUGAAAAUGAUCAAAACAGUUCUGCUGGCACCAAUAUCAGCGAAAGAAAUACAAAAUCUCAUACUUCCAAACAUGACCAAAUGAACAAUGUCGAAAUUUAACAAAGAAAAAAAAAAUAAACCUUUCAGUUUAGUCUAGGAUAUUUAUUACUGGGAUUUCAGCUGAAGACGCUUGAAGACUUUUUCAUGGAAUUGUUUAAUUAUUUGUACUUUACAUGCCAGAAAAAAAUAAAAUAAGUUACAAAUA